Messenger RNA from Gambusia affinis (western mosquitofish), 1029 nucleotides. RefSeq lists its product as uncharacterized. The coding region runs from base 70 to 1008 and encodes 312 amino acids. NCBI's taxonomy places the organism in Eukaryota, Metazoa, Chordata, Actinopteri, Cyprinodontiformes, Poeciliidae. The record is from RefSeq and is a predicted model, not a curated record. Gene Ontology annotation, molecular function: protein binding. Gene Ontology annotation, cellular component: cytoplasm. The transcript has 3 exons.
CUUAUAUUUCCCAUCAGCAAACAGAGAACAGACCUGUGUUAUUGUAAUCUUACAGUGUACAGGUUCAAAAUGAGCCAAUUAGAAAUUGAGGCCUGGAGCCAGGAAGAUGUUCACCGCUGGCUUAUAAAAGAAGUCCAAGUUUCUCAGAGUUGUGCUGAUACAUUCAUUAAAGAAGAGGUUUCAGGAGAAUUUUUAGUCCUCUUUAAAAAGAAAGACGUUCUUGAUUUAGGGCUCAAACAUGGUCCGGCUGUGAAGAUCUCUUGUUAUGUGGCAAGUCUGACUGAAGGAUCAAGUCAUAAGUCAGAAUAUCCUGCAUAUGUAAGCACAUGGACCAAGGAACAGGUGAGCCAGUGGCUCCUUCAACACGUAAAGCUUUACAGAAAAUACGUAGAACAACUUCUGGAGGAAGAUGUUUCUGGGGAUUGUCUGGGUUGUUUCAAGAAGCAGGACUUUCUGGAUCUUCACAUAAAAACUGGCCCUGCUUUGAAGAUUCUAGCAGAACUGAAAAAGCUGAAUGACAGACCAGAACCAAGCCUUGAGCCACUAAUGGACCAGAGAGAAGGAGAUAAUGUUAGCCUGCCUCAAACUCUAGGAAAUACACAACCAGACUCAAAGAACAAGGCUGAACCAGAACCUCAAUCUGAAAAAACUUUGACACAAAACAAAGUGGAGACAACAAAAUGCAACACUGCAGGAGGAACACGCAUAGCUGAAGAGGUGAAACUCCAGCCAGAGACAUCACAGAUCACUGUGAUGAUCAAGAAGUUCUUGGAUAACCUAAGGGGGGAGGACUUUAAAAACUUUCAAUUCCAUCUAUUAGAAUGCAAAAAAAAUGAAAACAACUCUAUUCCUCUAGUGGCUCUUGAGAACAAAAACAGAAUAGACACUGCCCAGUUAUUGACCAGCCAUUUUGGGACUCAGGAGGCUUUACGUGUCACAAUACAUCUUCUGAAAGAGAUUGGGCAGCAUCAACUUGCUCUUGAGCUGGAAAGAAACACAGGUAGGUAACCUAUGGACAACUUACAUAAG